Pistacia vera is the source of this 286-nucleotide messenger RNA. Its product is annotated as molybdopterin biosynthesis protein CNX1-like. Bases 21 to 281 code for a protein of 86 amino acids. The record is from RefSeq and is a predicted model, not a curated record. NCBI's taxonomy places the organism in Eukaryota, Viridiplantae, Streptophyta, Magnoliopsida, Sapindales, Anacardiaceae. The transcript is spliced from 2 exons.
AACAGGUGACACCAUUUGCUAUGCUUUCGCGCUCUGCUGCAGGGAUAAGAGGAUCAACAUUGAUCAUUAACAUGCCUGGGAAUCCGAAUGCGGUUGCUGAAUGCAUGGAGGCUUUGUUGCCGGCCCUUAAGCAUGCAUUGAAGCAAAUAAAGGGUGACAAGAGAGAGAAACAUCCUCGUCAUGUCCCUCACGCACAGGCAGCGCCAGUGGAUACAUGGGAGCACAGUUACAAGAUGGCUUCUGGUGGUAACACAGAACAUAGUUGUUCUUGUUCCCAUUAGCGUUU